Messenger RNA from Heteronotia binoei (common prickly gecko), 1656 nucleotides. It is a transcript of the gene GOLPH3L, whose product is annotated as golgi phosphoprotein 3 like. Bases 227 to 1084 code for a protein of 285 amino acids. Gene Ontology annotation, biological process: Golgi organization; retrograde vesicle-mediated transport, Golgi to endoplasmic reticulum; Golgi vesicle budding. NCBI's taxonomy places the organism in Eukaryota, Metazoa, Chordata, Lepidosauria, Squamata, Gekkonidae. The transcript is spliced from 5 exons. The record is from RefSeq and is a predicted model, not a curated record. Gene Ontology annotation, molecular function: phosphatidylinositol-4-phosphate binding. Gene Ontology annotation, cellular component: cytosol; Golgi cisterna; trans-Golgi network.
GGGUUUCCCAGGGAAACCAGGAAGCCCAAGUGGGGACUGGGGUUGGGCUCCUCUCGUCCCCUCCUCCUUCCUGGGCUGGUUGAACCAGGAAGUGAAGUUGGGGCUGCUGGAGGAUUCAGAAGAGGAAGCCCAGGCACCUGAGCAGGGGGAGAGACCUGGGCAGCUGGAUCCGGUUGUGCAUGAAGUCUUUGCGGGCUGUUCUGCUCACAGCUGCAGUGGGGAGGCCAUGACGACAUUAACUCACCGGGGACGGCGGGCUGAGGUCGGAAGGAACACUGACAAGCGGCCGGAAGGCGAGGAGGACUCUCCGCUGGACGCGCAGCUGGGAGAUGGAGACUCCGGCGAUUCCAAAGACAUCCGCUUGACCCUCAUGGAGGAAGUCCUUCUCCUGGGCUUGAAGGAUAAAGAGGGCUACACGUCCUUCUGGAAUGACUGCAUCUCCUCAGGCCUACGGGGUGGCAUCCUCAUCGAGCUGGCGCUGAGAGGGAGGAUACAGCUGGAGCCGCAAACCAUGAGGAAAAAACGGCUCCUGGACCGCAAGGUCCUCCUCAAAUCUGAUGCCCCCACUGGGGACGUGCUUCUGGACGAGACUCUCCGCCACCUCAAAGCCACCGAACCCGCUGAGACGGUGAUGACGUGGAUAGAGCUGCUGACGGGCGAAACCUGGAACCCCUUCAAGCUGCAGUACCAGCUGCGCAACGUGCGUGAGCGGAUUGCCAAGAACCUGGUGGAGAAGGGGAUCCUGACGACGGAGAAACAGAACUUCCUCCUCUUCGACAUGACCACCCACCCGGUGACCAACACCACCGAGAAGCAGCGGCUGGUGAAGAAGCUCCAAGAGAGUGUUUUGGACCGGUGGGUCAACGACCCCCACCGCAUGGACAGGCGGACUCUAGCGCUUCUGGUACUGGCCCACGCCUCCGACGUGCUGGAGAACGUCUUCACCAGCCUGCCCGACGAGAAAUACGACGUCGCUAUGAACAGAUCCAAGGAUCUGCUGGACAGAGAGCCCGAGGUGGAAGCUGCCAAGACGGGCAGUGUGGAAAUGAUAUGGGCGGUCUUGGCCGCUUUCAACAAGUCUUAAAUCCUCCCCAGAGAGUUUCCACCUUCCCCCUCUAGGAAUCAGAACUCUCGCUCUGUGGAACGUCCCACGCUGCAUGGCGACAGCUGAUGGAGCCUACUUCCUGCCAUGCCCACUCUCGCCCAACUCUAGACAAUAGGGGGUGAUGGAGAAUAUUCUCUGUUGGAAUGCCGAUAUCUUCACCACCAUUUGCUCCAGUUUGGGGACUGUUGGAUUACAAGAAGGAGCAAAGAAAUCUAUAUCAAUUGUUUCUCUCUCCUGCCCUACCCACCCAGCCUCUUAAUUUUUUCAUACCCCCCCCCCCAAAAAAAAAACAACUAAAUGAAGGCCUGUGUCUGAUGGAACUGAAUUGAAUUGCAUCUCUUAUUUUUUUUAUUUCAAACUCUCUUCUUUUUUGAUGUUUUUAGGAAGGAAGGAAUUGUGACGUGAGUUCUUUGAGUUUUGUUUUGUUUUGUUUUUAAUUUCGCCUUCUGUUUCGGCCCUGUCUCGUUUUUUUUGGUCUGAGCGGCUCCAGUUUGUCUCCGCUCUUCCGUGUGUUUGUCUGCAAAAGAUCAUUACAGCACAACUUCUAUGCA